Messenger RNA from Orbilia oligospora ATCC 24927, 1413 nucleotides. RefSeq lists its product as uncharacterized. Lineage: Eukaryota; Fungi; Ascomycota; Orbiliomycetes; Orbiliales; Orbiliaceae. Bases 1 to 1413 code for a protein of 470 amino acids. Gene Ontology annotation, molecular function: FMN binding; oxidoreductase activity. The record is from RefSeq and is a predicted model, not a curated record. The transcript has a single exon.
AUGGCUCCGAAUAUUCGUACCGAUGACGUCGCCAAGCUCGGUGCCAUUGUCGUCGGCUCGGGCCUCGCGGGUUUAUCAGCGGCAAGUCAAUUAAUCUCACAUGAUAUUCCAGUCCGCCUUCUUGAGCGCGCAGCAAAACCUGGAGGCAAUUCCAUAAAGGCAUCUUCCGGCAUCAAUGGUGCCCCGACAAAGUAUCAACCCGUUGCGGACGAUGCAUUUUAUGCGGAUACGAUCAAGUCGGCAGGCAAGGCCAUGUCCGCACUAACAGCACAUCGCGAGAAACUUAUCAGCACCUUGACCAACUCUUCUUCGGCUGCUGUAUCGUGGUUGGUUGACAACAAAGGAAUAGACCUUAGCAGGGUAGCUCAGCUUGGUGGCCACACUUUCCCGAGAACGCACCGUGGAGCCGGACAAACACCACCAGGGUUUUCAAUUGUUAGCACUCUACUCAAAUCCUUAAAGGAAUCACCACUUUUCCACUUACAGACAUCAUGCACCGUUACCAAGGUCCUCCAAGCGGAUCACCGUGUAACAGGUGUUGAGUACGCAUGCGAAGAUGGGGAGAAGCAGGAGCUUCACGGGCCUGUUAUUUUCGCCGCAGGAGGAUUUGGUGGCGAUGCAGAAGGACUGCUUGCGAAAUAUAGACCCGAUCUCGCUGGGUAUCCGUCAACAAAUGACCCGCGGCCAGGCACACAACCAAUUUUGACGGCGUUGGGGGCUCAACUCGUUGACAUGGAUCUAGUGCAGGUACAUCCGUCCGGGUUCAUCGACCCUACAAAUCCAUCUUCGCCUCUUAAAUUCCUUGCUGCAGAGGUUCUGCGAGGAGAAGGUGGCUUGCUUCUUAUAAAUGGGAAGCGCUUUAUAAACGAAUUGGAAACACGCGAAAACGUCACCAACGCCAUUGUUGCGACGGCUCCGACUUCAGAAUUGCCAAAACAAUGGACAGUCCAGCUUGUUUUAGAUGAGGGAGCAUACAAUGCGGCAAAAUCGCACAUUGAUUUCUAUAUAUUCAAAGGGCUUAUGAAAAAAGCCACUAUCGCGGAUUUAGACGACGGUGCACUCGAGUCGAUUCAACAAUACGCAGCUUCAGCAGCCGGAGAACAGGUAGACUCGUUCCAUCGAACGUCUUUCGCAAAUUGGGCGCUAAAGGACCCGACUCCUGAUUCUGUAAUCUAUACUGGGAUCGUAACUCCUGUUGUGCAUUUUACCAUGGGUGGGGUUUUAAUAAGUAGCAAUGCGGAAGUAUUAAAGGAAAAUGGAGAAAAGAUUGAAGGGCUCUGGGGAGCAGGGGAAGUUACUGGCGGUGUUCACGGCGGAAACAGGCUGGGUGGUUCCUCACUUUUGGAAUGUGUCGUUUUUGGAAGAACUGCAGGGGAUCAAUGUGCAGAAUAUAUCAAGAGUAGUUCUGUAUAA